AUGGAAGCCAACUCUACUACCUCUGGGAGCCUUUCUCAUAUUUUUGAGCACCUCAGCAUGCAGGCAGAAGCUUCAAGAUUCUGGAAGUGCCCAUUUGCGGGCUGUACAGACCGCGUGCCUCGGGACGCAUUACCAGAUCUGGACGUCUUGGUAUCGCUGCUUGGGAAUCUCCCUCGCAAUCUUAGCGCCGGCAUAAAAACUAGAGGCACCAUUGAGAAGCUCUCAGAAAUGGCUGACCACCUCGCAAAGGUCUCAUGUACUCCUCAUCGAGAAUACAUCGGGGAGAUAGCCUUCUACGACAGAUGGGACGAUCUUGUGACUGCGCAAAGAGCAAAGAAUAAGCAGACACAACAAGUCGGACAAAGCAGGAAGUCGGACUCUGAUGGCUUUCUGACACCGAGUACACCCGUAAGAUCAGCUUCAAAAAAAGAUUCACUUCUGACCGAUACACCGGGAACCUAUGAUGAUCCGGGUUACUUUACGAGGUCAAAUGGAAAGUCACGGAAUAGGGCAAUGCCGCUACCUGGUCUUGAUGACCUCUCCUCUCCCUACACUCCGGGUGCAGAUAGAGUCUUUGAUGGUGACAGUCCCUACGGCGAAGUAGACACCCCGGGAACAGGUUACUCAGAGGCUCCUGUUUCGAGAACUUUAUUUAGAAAGCAGCAAGAGAGCUGGAAUGAGACACCGACGCGAAAAAAGCUCCUUGAUCCUCUCUCUGGUUACCGAACGAAGUCAAAUGAUAACGAAGAAACUACUGAAACCGUACCAAAACGCGCCACGGCUGAUGCUGCAAAAUAUGCCGACACUGAUGCUGCAGAGGAUGGCGACACUGAUGCUGCAGAGGAUGGCGACACUGAUACUGCAGAGGAUGUCGACACUGAUACUGCAGAGGAUGUCGACACUGAUACUGCAGAGGAUGGCGAUGCUGCUGAAGAUGAAGAAAACAGAGAGGAUAUUGUUGGUUUCAGCAAAGCUCACAAAAGAUCUAGCGCCAGGGAUAAUGACAACAAAUUCGGGACCAAGACGAAUGAGGACAUUGAUGCAUCAGAAACAAAAUUAAACAUCACUCAGAUAUAUCGUCCAGACUUGAAAAUCACUCCAAAGGUCAGAGCCAAGGCAAUUCUUCAUGAUGCGCUUAACACGAAGUAUCGGGACAGGGAAAUGGAUGUGGGCAAAAUAUAUAUCGCCAUUGAUAUCGACGAUCCCACGCUGAAAGGUCAUUUUAAAGUGGGAGCUGUUACAGGUGAUAACACUGUCUGGCAACGCUACAAAAGAGAUAAAUGUUCGCGCAAACACAACCUGAGAUUUGUUGCCAUUAGCGAUAGCACAAUCGCAAAUGUCUACCGGGUUGAGAAGCUUGUGCACAAGGAACUACACGCAGAGCGGAAAACGGUCAAUUGUAGGCAUUGCCCAAAAACGCAUAUGGAGUGGUUUAAGGCAGAUCUCCAAACAGUAGUGAGCGCGGUAAAUCGAUGGACAAUGUUUACCUCGCUUGCCAGUUUGGAAGAAGAUUGCGAGGUGUUUAGACUCAAGGUGAAAGACUUCAUGGCGAGGAAAUAUACCUAUGAGGAUUUUAUAGAGAGCUUUAUGUCAGACGCGGGCUACACGGCAGACAGGAGAGCAGAGAGGAGAGAUCUGGUUACUUUUGUCAACAUAAACGACAAGAAAAGCUUUUUCAAGACUGCCAAGGACGUGUCUGAGAUGGAAGCGUGGGAAAAGGCAUUUACCAAAGACCCAGGGCAUGGUUCAAACUCAAAAUUCUCAUCCACCAAGAAAGGCCCGGCCAAAGUCAUAGUUGAAGAGCAGCACAGAGUACUCAAGGAUUCCGGUCUACUUCCCCGACAGAAGCCUCCUGUGUCCAGUAAGGCACAAAACAAAAUAGGACAAACGGCGCAGCAGGUGAAAGAUAUUAUCAAAGGUAUUGGCAGACGAAAGCAGAAAGAUCUGCCACAAAGGGAGGAAAUUCUCGGUUCAAGGAAUGAGGAAGUCAAGAUGAGCUUGCUACGGCACGCGAGGCAAGCUUCGGUUAUCCUCUCCAAGCAGCUGCUACUCGUGGCCAUAAGCUCGUGGUUGAAGUACUACUCGCAUCUGGGGCGCAGGUUGAUGCAAAUGGAGGUUAUCACGGCAGCGCUCUUCAGGCGGCAGCUGCAGGUGGGCAUCGGUCUCUUGUUGACCGGCUCAUUCAGGCAGGUUGCUGACGUGAACUUGCUGGGCGGUAUAUGUGGUACAGCUCUUCGUGCAGCUACCAUCAACGGUCACCAUGACAUAGUCAAGACGCUGCUGAUAGCGGGAGCAAGGGUCGAUUUACGCGCUCAUGGAAGAGGGCAACCGCUAUAUUCAGCCAUUACGAAUGGUCACAUGGCCAUCCUUCGAACACUCCUGGAUGCCGGUGCUAACGUCAACAAUCAGGAUGGCGAGACUGCUAGUGCCUUAACCGAAGCUGCAGGAAUGGGAAAUAGGGAAGCGGUAGAGAUUCUACUUGAUGCUGGAGCAAACGUGAAUGCGAAAGAUCGUGCUAUCAUGGGGCGGUAUUCGCCCGCACCGGGAACUCCACUUCAUUCGGCUGUCUUAAACGGCAAUGUGAGCGUUGCAGAGAAAUUAGUUCAAGCGGGUGCGGAUGUAAAUGCAGUCUCUGCGUCAUAUGGUAGCCCUCUUUAUGCUGCGAACGAACUUGGCGAUAGCCGCAUGUUCGAUCUGCUCAUCCGUCACGGCGCCCAUGAGAAUGCGGGUCCUUCCUUUCAAACAGAUAGACUCAGAGUGAUUCUGACACUGGAACAGAGGGGAGCCACUGGUUCUUGGUUGCCUGCGAAGACUAAUGGGAAUGAGACAAGGAACAACAACUACGAUUCGACGCAUCAGCCCUGGGUUCAUAGGUUCCUGCACAUAUCACAGGAUUCGCCUGAUGGUAGUGGAAGCCGGAACCAUGAAUCCGACCUUGGCAACCAUGCACCGACUGACGUCUUGAUAACCUAUUUUCUUGCGACCAUCCACCACUUGAUAGCCUAUUUUGGUAAAUGA
Pochonia chlamydosporia 170 is the source of this 3018-nucleotide messenger RNA. RefSeq names its product ankyrin repeats (3 copies) domain-containing protein. Lineage: Eukaryota; Fungi; Ascomycota; Sordariomycetes; Hypocreales; Clavicipitaceae. The record is from RefSeq and is a predicted model, not a curated record. Gene Ontology annotation, molecular function: protein binding. The transcript has 2 exons. Bases 1 to 3018 code for a protein of 1005 amino acids. Gene Ontology annotation, cellular component: nucleus; cytoplasm.